AUGGAAGUCCCAAAAAGUAUCCUGGACCAGGUGCUACCCCAAGCCGCAGCCAUUUGGGCCGACAUCGUAUCCAAGUACUCACCCCAGAAAAUCGAAUUCGUGGGCACACUUCUCCUCCAAUUCCUCACCUUCUGGCUCCCAUCAAUUUGCUAUACCCUCCUGGACGUGGUCGCGCCCACUUUCUCCCAGCGCCAUAAAAUCCAACCCGCACCCAAACAACCCACCCGUCGCGAGAUCGCCCGCUGCUUUUUCGUCGUCCUCCAGAACCAACUCCUAGCAUCUAUCAUCCAUCUGACAUUACUAUCCGCAGCCAGCAAAGCUGGCCUUAAAUCAACAUAUCGCAUCGAGACUUCCCUCCCAGCCCCAGUCGAGAUCCUCCGCGACGUCAUUCUCAGCAUGUUGAUGCGCGAAGCUCUAUUCUACUACAGUCAUCGACUUCUACAUAUACCCUCCCUCUACGUCCGGAUCCAUAAAAAGCAUCAUCGAUUCACGGCUCCUAUUGCGUUGGCUGCGCAGUUUGCUCAUCCGAUUGAGCAUAUUUUCGCUAAUACGUUGCCUAUUUCUCUGCCACCGCAGUUGCUGGGGAGUCAUGUUGUGACUUUUUGGGUGUUUUUGGCUUAUGAGUUGGUUAAUACGGCGACUGUUCAUAGUGGGUAUGAUUUCUUUUGUCAGAAGGCGAAGAUGCAUGACCUUCAUCAUGAGAAGUUUAAUUUGAAUUAUGGAUCGUUGGGGUUGUUGGAUUGGGUGCAUGGGACGGAUAAAUUGAAGAAACGGCGUGCUGAAUAG
Messenger RNA from Penicillium griseofulvum, 786 nucleotides. Its product is annotated as sterol desaturase family protein. The record is from RefSeq and is a predicted model, not a curated record. Gene Ontology annotation, biological process: ergosterol biosynthetic process. Lineage: Eukaryota; Fungi; Ascomycota; Eurotiomycetes; Eurotiales; Aspergillaceae. The coding region runs from base 1 to 786 and encodes 261 amino acids. Gene Ontology annotation, molecular function: iron ion binding; C-4 methylsterol oxidase activity. The transcript has a single exon.